Messenger RNA from Adineta steineri, 588 nucleotides. NCBI's taxonomy places the organism in Eukaryota, Metazoa, Rotifera, Eurotatoria, Adinetida, Adinetidae. The record is from the annotation of a GenBank genome assembly.
AUGAAUGCAAUUCAAAUUCCUUCAACUCGAAUGUAUAAUAAUUUUAUUCGAUCUGAAAGAUAUUAUGUUAAACAGCAACUCCCAAACACCUUUGCGAUUCAAGGUCCAUCUGAAACUUUUGUUAAAGUACCUGGUCUAACACUGCCUUUCAAUCAUAUAGAACCAUUAGUAUAUAAAAUUAAAUUUGAAGGAAGAUGUGUUUCACAUCAUUUUAACGAAACUUGGUUCCAUUUACGUUUUAUGAUUAAUGAUAAUUUGCUUUAUAUAGAUAAAUUUCUACCAAAUACAGCUAAUCGGUAUCAGUAUAUUACCGGAUAUAGCAACAAUGAUGGUCUUGAUUAUGUUGGUGGUUUUUAUUGGUACAAUAAUUCACCGGCACUGAUGCAAUGUUCAUUUAGUGAUAUUAUCUAUUUAAAUCCUGGUUUACAUGUUAUUGAUGUAGCUGUUCGAGGUGGACAUGCUUAUGGUGCUUUUCCAACCUACAUUGUUGGUGGAGCUUUGACAAUUGAAUUAGUUGAAUAUGAUUUGCACGCAGAUACUGGUAUAAAACCGAGCGAUACUAAUUUAACACCGAAUUCUAUCGGAUAA